AUGGCCGCUUACGACUACUACAACCCUGCGAACCGUACGCAAAACGAGACCCCCCUUUCCGCUACGGCUGUAUCUCCACCCUCUGUCUCAAGUCACUCCCCGUACCGCAAAAAUGAUUCCCCUUACAACCCUUCCCUCGAAGAUGUCAAUACAACCUAUAAACCUUCUCAGGAACCAUAUUCAUCUCAGGAAGACACUUCAUACCACGGAGCCUACGACACUCAUCGAAAUUAUAGCGAAAACAUUCCUUUAUCCGAACACCCUCAGCAUAUGGCUGGUGCCUCCCACAUGCCGGCCUACAACACAAACAACGGCUCGUUACCACAGCCAAUUCCCCCGAUGCGUGAAAAACAACAUGGAUUUUGGGCGAGGAAACGACAUAAGACAAUUCCUUUCUUCUGUUAUACUGUCUCUUUGAUCCAAGUCGCCGUCUUCAUCGCCGAAAUCGUCAAAAAUGCCCAACUUACAGGAUCACCAAUCCAGACCAGACCAAAUUUCAACCCGAUGAUUGGCCCUUCACCAUGGGUCAUGGUCAAUAUGGGUGCCAGAUACGUUCCUUGCAUGAAAGAUAAUCUCACCGUUGGAUCCAGCAUCGCACGACCAUGGCCCUGCCCGAACACCACGACAGCUGAGAUUAAUCCGCUGGCCGCAUGUUCUCUCCAACAACUUUGCGGGUUCCAAGACUUCUCGACCCCCGACCAAUGGUGGCGUUUUAUCCUACCUAUGUUCAUGCACGCCGGUCUCAUUCAUAUUGCAUUCAACCUUUUGAUUCAACUUCGUCUCGGAACGGAUAUGGAACGAGAAAUUGGAAUUAUCAGAUUCGCAAUUGUAUACAUUUCCUCUGGUAUAUUUGGGUUUGUCUUGGGCGGCAACUUUGCGCCACAAGGUUUGGCUAGCACCGGGGCUUCUGGUGCUCUCUUCGGUAUCCUAGCGUUGGUUCUUCUCGACCUUUUCUACACAUGGAAGCAACGCGAAUCGCCGGUUAAAGACCUGAUCUUCCUGAUUAUCGAUUUUGCGAUCUCCUUCGUCCUCGGUUUACUCCCAGGUGUCGACAAUUUUGCGCAUAUUGGCGGGUUUCUGAUGGGUCUCGCCCUGGGUCUUGCGUUUAUGAGGUCACCACCAGCAUUGCAAUCCAAACUUGGAAAGGGGGAAUCUUACAAUUCGAUGUCAUCUGCUGCAAUCCAGAACCAGGGAUUGAGAAGAUUGCUCAGAGAUCCCGUUGGCUUUUUUCGAGGACGUAAUCCAUUCUGGUGGGUUUGGUGGUUGCUCCGUGCUGGUAUGCUGGCUUUGGCUAUUAUCUCUUUUACUCUACUCUUGAGAAAUUUCUACAUCUACAAUGGGGAGUGCAAAUGGUGUCGGUAUUUUACUUGCUUACCUGUAUCGAAUUGGUGUGAUAUUGGAAAUCUCCAAAGAAUAGAGCAGACACCCGCGCGAAAGUUUAAAUUCUAA
This is a messenger RNA of Orbilia oligospora ATCC 24927, 1449 nucleotides long. RefSeq lists its product as uncharacterized. Gene Ontology annotation, molecular function: serine-type endopeptidase activity. Bases 1 to 1449 code for a protein of 482 amino acids. The transcript is spliced from 2 exons. The record is from RefSeq and is a predicted model, not a curated record. Gene Ontology annotation, cellular component: membrane. NCBI's taxonomy places the organism in Eukaryota, Fungi, Ascomycota, Orbiliomycetes, Orbiliales, Orbiliaceae. Gene Ontology annotation, biological process: proteolysis.